Molecule: messenger RNA, 1429 nt
Organism: Pyrus x bretschneideri (Chinese white pear)
Lineage: Eukaryota; Viridiplantae; Streptophyta; Magnoliopsida; Rosales; Rosaceae
Product: WAT1-related protein At2g39510
Exons: 7
Coding region: 146-1198 (350 amino acids)
Cellular component (GO): plasma membrane
Molecular function (GO): transmembrane transporter activity
Source: RefSeq, a predicted model, not a curated record
AGAAUACCAAGAUUGAGAUGCACAUAAUUUACUAUGCCUAUAAGUAACUGCUGCUUCUUCUCCAUUUUUUUCUCAUCCCUGAUCAUCACUCACUAGCUAACAUUUCACACCAGACACUUCUAACUAGUUUUGGAACAAGAUCAGCAUGUCUAAGUGCUCCAAGGCUCAGAUGCUCACUCGGCUGAUGCCGUUCAUGGCUGUCACCUUCUUGCAAUUUGGGUACGCAGGUUUGUUCAUAAUUUCAAAGUUUGCUCUAAACCGUGGGAUGAGCCCGCAGGUCUUCGUAGCCUAUCGGCACGCCGUGGCCACUGUUUUUAUAGCUCCUUUCGCCAUUAUCUUCGAUAGGAGAGUAAGGCCAAAGAUGACCUUAUCUAUUUUUUGUAAGAUUGUUUUGCUUGGCCUCUUAGAGCCUGUACUGGACCAGAACUUGACCUAUACCGGGAUGAAGCUUACAACAGCAACUUUUACAUCUGCUCUGUACAAUGUCCUUCCUGCUUUUGCAUUCAUAAUGGCUUGGGUUUUCAGGCUUGAGAAGAUUAAUUUGAGAAGCCUGCAUAGCCAGGCAAAAAUAUUGGGGACCCUAGUGACGGUGGGAGGAGCCAUGCUUCUGACUCUAAUUAAUGGACCCAUGUUGAAUUUUCCGUGGACAAGAAGAAAUCCCCAUCACGAAUCUACAGUUUCCACAGAUCAUCAAGAUCAUAUAAAGGGAGCUAUCAUGGUUGCAGCGGGAUGUUUCUGCUGGGCUGGUUUCGUCAAUCUCCUAGCGAUUACACUAAAGUCAUACCCUGCUGAGCUCUCCUUAACAGCUUGGAUAUGCUUGGUGGGCACGGUUCAAGGCUCUGCGGUGGCCGUAGCUUUUGAAUGGAAUAACCCUACAUCUUGGUCCAUACACUUCGAUUCUAAGUUGUUAGCUGCUGUUUAUUCUGGAAUAAUGUGUUCAGGGAUCGCUUAUUACAUUCAGGGAAUGGUAAUGAAGGAAAGAGGACCUGUUUUUGUGACUUCUUUUAGUCCCCUAAUCACGAUUAUUGUAGCCGUUAUGAGCUCCUUCAUUUUAGCUGAGAUCAUGUACCUGGGAAGAGUUAUUGGAGCACUAGUCAUUGUGAUUGGCCUUUAUAUGGUUCUAUGGGGGAAAAGCAAGGAUCAACUUCCAUCUAAGUCAGUAAAAAAUGAUAACAUGGAAUUGGCUACGACUAUUUAACAAAUACUACACUGCAUGGACAGGAUACUGACUUCAGAUAUAUGUGGCCAUUGAUGUUACUAAUAAGAAGCUGAUAUAUUUAUCUUAAGGAGGAAGAGCAAAAUACUUUAUAAUAACUACUUGGAAUUUGAAUUUUCAAUCUGUAACAAAUUUCAUGCAAAGCCAAAAGUUAAUUUAGUAUAAUGUUACAUCCUUUAUAUAUGUAUCAAACCCAAUAUAUGCAUGAUUGAG